AUGAUUGACGCCGACAAUGUCACCGACGUAUUGAAUACUGAUAUCCGAACACCCAUUCCGAAAUCAAUUGUUUCGAAAAUUAUCACUUUGCCUCCUUUUGUGAUUGUUCCUGGCGUAUCGAACUUCCGAGAUUUAAGCCACGAUAACGAACUCCGCCCCGGGUACGCCUACCGCUCAGCUAACCUAUCAGAUAUCGAAGAGAAGGGAAAGUCAAUCUUAGUGGAAGAUCUUGGCAUCACCACGAUAUUCGACCUUCGCAAUGAAGGGGAACGGGAGCGGGCUCCCAGCCCAGAGAUUGUUGGAAUCGAAACCAUAUGGAUGCCCUACGGAGCCAGACCAGCCUCGCUGAACCUGAAGGAUUUCUCCCAAGAUGACCCAUCUGCGACUGGAUUCGUGAAGAUGUACAUGGGCAUUUUGAAUGCGGCAACACCCAUAUUCACUGAAGUUUUCAGUCAUAUCAGAGACGAACCUAACGACCCCUUUAUUUUCCAUUGUUCUGCUGGAAAAGACCGGACGGGAGUCCUUUCCGCUCUUAUCCUCCUCCUUAUUGGGCGGCCUCAUGAUGAAAUAAUCAACGACUACCUAUAUACACGCGUGGGACUGGAGGGUGUACGGGAGAAUUUGAGUCAUGCUUUUUCUCUCCAUGUUGGCACCGAUCAUUUAAGCGCGGAGGCGAAUGGUAUGCUCGAGCUGAGUGGCGUUCGGGGGUCGGCUAUGCAGGCGUUCCUCAAGACUUUCGAGGCCACUUACAACGGCGUCGAAGGAUAUUUGAACACCCAACUUGGCUUCUCUUACGAUGAUAUGACACUCAUGCGCAAGAACUUGACUCAAUAUUAA
Messenger RNA from Penicillium odoratum, 837 nucleotides. Its product is annotated as tyrosine-protein phosphatase. The transcript is spliced from 2 exons. Gene Ontology annotation, molecular function: phosphoprotein phosphatase activity. Bases 1 to 837 code for a protein of 278 amino acids. Lineage: Eukaryota; Fungi; Ascomycota; Eurotiomycetes; Eurotiales; Aspergillaceae. The record is from RefSeq and is a predicted model, not a curated record. Gene Ontology annotation, biological process: dephosphorylation.